AUGUAAUAAAUUGAGAGGUGUCAAUUUUAUAAUGUGAAAAAGAAUCGACCCUGCAAUAUGGAGGUGUACAAACCUGGCGGCUAAUAUUGCGUAUUCCACGGGUAACAGGAAAUAGACUGGAUUGAAUGCCCAUUGGACCCGUCUCACAAAGUCAAAAAGGUUAAGAUGGACAAACAUCUCAAAAUCUGUAAUAAGAAGAAGUUGGAGGAGGAAUUGAAGUAGAAUCCUUUCUUCAAAGAGAAGAUCAAUCUUGAAGAGGAUGCUCAAUAGAAAAAAGUGAAAUUGCAAGCAAUCUCCAAGGAAUAGCUGGGUGAAUUAAUUGAAAUGAUACCUGAGGCCUUCAAAAAGGCUAUUGCCUUAUAUCAAGAAUAUUUGGGUAAAAUAGGAGAAUAAACAGAAAAUUGUUACUCUUACAUUUUAGAUGAAAAUAUAGAAGAGGCCCAAUAAAAGAUUUCAGACAAAGAAAAAGAUCUACAAUAAGUGGAAUUAUUGACCUAAAUAAUGGACCAAUAUAAUCUCAUCAAUAAAGAUAUGGCUUACAUUGAAUAUGGAGCUGGCAAAGGGAGGUUUUCACAUCAAAUUGCAGAGAAGCUUAAGGAAAAAGACAACUCUAUGGCUACUCAUGUUUUAAUUGAAAGGGAACCGAGGAAGUUAAAAUAUGACAGAUUUCAUAGAGAUAACAAAUUUUUCAUAAGGUGUAAGAUGGAUAUCAGGGAUUUUAAUUUAAAAAUUUUAGAGUAGCAAUUAAAAGAUCAAGGUUAUGAUAAGGAAAUUAAAUAUGUGGGAGUGUGUAAACACAUGUGUGGAGGUGCCACUGAUUUGACUCUUAAUUCACUAUUAACUUAAGAGAGAUUUCCUGUGGGAAUGACUAUAGCCACUUGUUGCCAUCAUUUGUGUGAUAAGAACACAUACAAAAAUUUGCCUUUUAUGAAUCAAAUCAAUGUGCCUGAACAUCUAAUUGAAUUGUUAUUUUAAACUAGUAGUUGGUAUGUGAGUGGGCCAAUAAAUUUAUAGAAGAAAAUCAAGAAUGAAGAGGAAAUCAACACAAAUCAAAGAAAGACUUUAGGGAAAAUGGCAAAAAGAAUCAUUGAUAUUGGCAGAGUAUUAUACGAAGUAUUGCGAAUAGUAAUUGUCACCUGA
Molecule: messenger RNA, 1140 nt
Organism: Paramecium tetraurelia
Lineage: Eukaryota; Ciliophora; Oligohymenophorea; Peniculida; Parameciidae
Exons: 3
Biological process (GO): tRNA methylation
Source: RefSeq, a predicted model, not a curated record